Chelonus insularis is the source of this 1867-nucleotide messenger RNA. Its product is annotated as alpha-glucosidase-like. The transcript has a single exon. Gene Ontology annotation, biological process: carbohydrate metabolic process. The record is from RefSeq and is a predicted model, not a curated record. Lineage: Eukaryota; Metazoa; Arthropoda; Insecta; Hymenoptera; Braconidae. Bases 19 to 1731 code for a protein of 570 amino acids.
CUAGAGUAGUUGAACAAAAUGUUUCGUUGGAUCGUAGUAUGUAUUUUGGUCUCAACAACAAUCAGAGUUGAUGCUGCACCUAAACCAACAAAAGAAUGGUGGAAAGACAGUUUUAUUUACCAAAUAUAUCCUCGAAGUUUUAUGGAUAGUAAUGGUGAUGGUGUGGGCGAUUUAAAUGGUAUAACGAGCAAACUUCAACAUUUGAUUGACUUAAAUGUGAGUGCAAUAUGGUUGUCGCCAAUAUUCGAAAGUCCAAUGGUAGAUUUUGGGUAUGAUGUUUCAAAUUUUACCAAGAUUGAUCCUAUUUUUGGUACUAUGAGUGAUUUUACAAAUUUAACAGCAACUGCUAAAGCUUUAGGAUUAAAAGUUUUGCUAGAUUUCGUGCCAAAUCAUACUUCCAAUAAGCACCCUUGGUUUCUAAAAAGUGUUAAGAAGAUUAAACCUUAUGAUGAUUACUACAUAUGGAUGGACGGCAAAUUAGUAAAUGGUACUAGUGAGCCACCCAAUAAUUGGUUGAGUGUAUUUGGUGGCUCAGCUUGGGAAUUUAAUGAAGAGCGUAAUCAAUACUACCUCCAUCAGUUUGCUGCUGGUCAACCAGAUCUCAACUACCGAAGUGCCGCAGUUAAUACAGAGAUGGAAAAGAUCUUGACUUUUUGGCUGGACCAAGGUGUCGAUGGAUUUAGAAUCGAUGCCAUCAAUUUUAUGUUCGAGGAUCCAAGGUAUCUUGAUGAACCCAGGAAAUCAAAUGCAGGAGUUGAUGAGGAUGAUUACGAGGGUCUUGUACACAUUUAUACGAAAGAUCUUACGGAUACUUUUACUAUAUUAAAAUCCUGGAGAAAACUUAUUGAUACUCAUGGAAAAAAGGCACCCAAAGGUGAACCUAAGAUCAUUCUUACUGAAGCUUAUACUCGUAUGUCAGAAAUAACAAAAUAUUAUGAAGCUGGAUCAGAUGUUCCAAUGAAUUUUAUGUUUAUUGAUCCUCUCAAUAGAUACUCUAGUACGAUGGAAUUCAAACGAAACAUUGAUGCAUGGAUGAAUUUGGUACCAAAAGGUCACGUAGCAAAUUGGGUAGUAGAUAAUCAUGAUAACCCUCGAGUUGGCAGUAGAUAUGGUGUACGAAGGUCUGACGAGCUUUCAAUGCUCUCGGCAGUAUUACCAGGAAUUGGAAUUAUUUAUUACGGUGAUGAAAUUGGGAUGUUGGAUAGAAACAUGACCUGGAAUGAAACUGUGGAUCCUGCAGGUUGUAAUUUAGGUCCUGAAAAAUAUCAUUUAAAAUCAAGAGAUCCUGUUAGAACUCCAUUUCAGUGGGAUAAUUCAACAAAUGCUGGGUUCUCAACUGCUAACAAAACUUGGCUUCCUGUUCACGAAAAUUAUAAAACACUCAAUUUAGCUGCUCAAAAGGCUGAACCAGUGUCGCAUUAUUCACUUUUCAAGAAACUUGUCGCUUUAAAGAAGAUGCCUAUCAUGAAAACAGGAUCUAUGGAAGUGAUUCUCGUCGGAGAAAAUGUUCUUGGUGUAGUCCGGAGAUUACCUGAUAUUCCUCCAGUUGUUUUACUAAUAAACUUCUCAGAAACAACUGUUGUUGUUGAUGCAAGAACUUGGAUGAAUAUUCCCGAACAACUGACCGUUUAUGCGUCCAGUGUUGGCUCGAAUAUUCCAUCUGAAGUGACAAUGGACACGACGGAAAUUAAUUUACCUGGAGCAGCCUCAGUUAUUCUUUCUGGACCAUGAUUUUUUUAUCUCGUUACUACUAAUAAAAUUUAUUACUCUAGAUUUAUUUUUAGUUCAAAAUGUAGAACAAUGCAUGGAUAGAAUCACAAUACAACCUCUAUUUUUGCCAUAAAUAAAUACUAUUAUUUAUCUAUAA